This is a messenger RNA of Entrophospora candida, 501 nucleotides long. NCBI's taxonomy places the organism in Eukaryota, Fungi, Glomeromycota, Glomeromycetes, Entrophosporales, Entrophosporaceae. The record is from the annotation of a GenBank genome assembly.
AUGUCUUUUCGUCUAAAUUUUCAACCAAUUCUAACAUUAAUAUAUAACCCAAAAUGCAGUAAAUCAAACAAAGCUUUACAAAUAUUGAACGAAACACUUGAGAAAGAGCCUGAUAUUUUUAAACUUGAUGUCUUGGAUUAUCAAAAACAACCUUUAACAAACGACCAACUUCGAUCCGUUGUUGAUUAUUUAGGUAUAAAAGAUAAUAAUGGUUUCAGUAGUAUUCUAAGAAGCGAUGAUGCAAGUGGAAAUGUUAAUAACAAUAUUUCUCAGAAGGAAGGAAAAGGAAAUACAUCUGCAACUGCUACUAAUAAUACUGCUGAAUCUCCAAGUAUUCCUCUUCCUAGCACAACACAAGAAUUACUUGAAAUUGUCAAACAACAACCUAUAAGAUUACAAAGACCUAUUUUAGUUGAUUGGAAUAAAGGCAAGGCUAUUAUUGCUCGUCCACCAGAGAAGAUUACUGAUUUUUUAUAUGAAUUAGGUUAUUUGAAAAAAUAA